AUGGGAGUUUUGGCUAUGUUCAACAGAUUACAGAUCAAUAUAUUUUUAGGAAUAAUACUUCUCGCAGUUAGCAUAUAUUCAUUAGUUAUACCACACAAACAAAACUCAUUAAUCUGUUCAGAUAUAGAUCCAAAAGAUUGCUAUCCAAAAAGUUUCGUUCCAACUGAUCAGUGGCAAGUCGUACGGGAAGGUCAAGAAGUUCCAGCUGGUUUAGAUUUUAGUAUUGAUCUUGAGAAGGGUAUUAAAUUGGCUAAAUUAAUCGAACCGGAAGUUCAUCAAACUAGUUCUGUUAAUAUUAAAGAUACAUCAGAAGAUACUGCUGCUGCUUUGAAAGAAGCUAUUAAAGAAGCACCAAAGAAAGUCGUUAGUAAUUACGAUUCUGAAGACGUUGAAGAAGAUUCAGAUAUAACUGCACUGAAAAUGGCUGUUCAAGGCGCUGAAACUCAAAUAGAUGUUAAAGAUGCUUUGGUAUAUAUCACAUCAACUGAUCAAUCUGAUGAAGUAUUGAAAAGCUCAUUAGAUUCUUUAACUGAUCAUUCUCAUAACUUGAAAGAUGGUGUUUUAAUCUCUCAACCACAAUAUUUUGAUAGAUUAGUUGAAUUAGCUACUGACAAAAAGCACUCAAUUAUGGUUCAAGAAAUGUCCUCAAGAGUUAUUGCUCAAUCAUUAAGACAUAAUCCAAAAGCUCUUGAAAAUGUUCAAAUUACUCAAGUUUUACCGAAAUUUCUUGCCGUUCUACAAGAUGAAGAUAAUUCAGUUUUACAAAAGAGAAUAUUAGGUGUCAUUUCAAGUUUAGUUCAAAGUGAGGUUAAUGUCGCCAUUUUCAAAAAUUUUAAAGGUGAAUCAAUUUUAUUGGACAAUUUUAGUAAAUUUAAAGAAGACUCUAAAAUUAGAGCUUUAGAAAUUUUAGAAGAUGUUAAAAAAUACAAUGGAUUACAAAAAAGAUCAAAUGAAGAUGAUUUACUAAAUUCAAAAAUAUUCAAAACCAUUCAAGACUCGUUAUCAAAUAAUGAAAUUUCAGAUGACCAUAAUUUGGAGAAAUUAUUUGAUAAAGCUGUUGAGUUGAAAUCUGAGAACAAACAUUAUAAAACAGAUUCUCAAUUUUUACAAUGGUUGAGUAAACAAGUUGAAGAUAGAAAAUUAAACAAAAGAGAUAGUGACUAUAACGAUGAAUUGCACAAGAAAUUGCUCGAGGCUAGACAUGUCGUUUUUGGUAAUCCAAAUGCCUUGAGAAAAGCUUUCGUUGAUGAAUUAUGA
Molecule: messenger RNA, 1257 nt
Organism: Hansenula ciferrii
Lineage: Eukaryota; Fungi; Ascomycota; Saccharomycetes; Phaffomycetales; Wickerhamomycetaceae
Gene: SIL1
Product: Sil1p
Exons: 1
Coding region: 1-1257 (418 amino acids)
Cellular component (GO): endoplasmic reticulum
Molecular function (GO): adenyl-nucleotide exchange factor activity
Source: RefSeq, a predicted model, not a curated record